Phodopus roborovskii (desert hamster) is the source of this 477-nucleotide messenger RNA. RefSeq names its product 40S ribosomal protein S19-like. NCBI's taxonomy places the organism in Eukaryota, Metazoa, Chordata, Mammalia, Rodentia, Cricetidae. Gene Ontology annotation, cellular component: ribosome; cytosolic small ribosomal subunit. Gene Ontology annotation, molecular function: RNA binding; structural constituent of ribosome. Gene Ontology annotation, biological process: translation; ribosomal small subunit assembly. The record is from RefSeq and is a predicted model, not a curated record.
AUGCCAGCGUGGAGGCCUGGAGUUACUGUAAAAGACGUUAACCAGCAGGAGUUCGUUCAUUGAGCUCUGGCAGCCUUCCUCAAGAAGUCUGGGAAGCUGAAAGUCCCGGAAUGGGUGGACACGGUCAAGCUGGCUAAACACAAAGAACUUGCCCCCUAUGAUGAGAACUGGUUCUAUACGCGAGCUGCUUCAACAGCACGGCACCUGUACCUCCGUGGUGGUGCUGGGGUUGGCUCCAUGACCAAGAUCUACGGAGGAUGGCAGAGAAACGGUGUCAGACCCAGCCACUUCAGCAGAGGCUCCAAGAGCGUGGCCCGCCGUGUCCUCCAAGCCCUGGAGGGGCUGAAAAUGGUGGAAAAGGACCAAGAUGGGGGCCGAAAGCUAACACCUCAGGGACAGAGGGAUCUGGACAGGAUUGCUGGACAGGUGGCAGCUGCCAACAAGAAGAAUUAGAACAAAGGAUGCUGGGUUAAUAAA